UUCUUAGUUAAAAAAACAAGAGAAAAUAGAAGCAUAACAUAACAUAACGAAAACUAAAUCCCAAAUAACCCAAUGAAUCAUCAUCCUCUGAAUUCAACUCGCUCGCACAUGGGAAUCGAUUGAUCAACAUCGCCCAGAUCUACAACUGCCUUCGACUGGACAUCAACUAUUAUUCAUUCGGAAUCGAAGACAGUGUCAGGAGGUUUACAAUAACUCACACACGCUGCUCAACCAAUUGAGCUAGACCCUCUUGACACUUCCAGAAUUGUUUCUGUGCAGGCUCGGUCAGGCUUGCUAAAGCUAUUGAGUUUAGGGGUGAUUUCACACCAUUUGUUUUGUCCAAAACGACACCUUGUAGCUGUUUUAAGGCACACAAAUCAGAAACUUAGGUUUGCGAUUUUCUCUAGAAGCCACCGACGUCUUCAAUCAAGAGCAUCCAUAACCAGACAUGAAGUUGAAGAUGACAACCCUGUCGCAAAUUGAAUUAGAACUUUAGAAGGCAAAGUGCAACGCAAUGGGUUGAAGUUCAUCUCUCUCACGAUUUCACCCAUUUUUGUAAAAAAUAGGCUGUCUUUACCUCCAGUAACUUCAAAGUAAUCUCUGUGCCCCAGCCAUGGCUGCACCGUUUUUCUCAACGCCCUUUCAGCCUUAUGUUUAUCAGAGUCCGCAAGAUGCAAUUAUACCUUUUCAGAUUUUAGGGGGUGAAGCUCAAGUGGUUCAGAUAAUGUUGAAGCCACAAGAAAAAAUCAUUGCAAAGCCUGGUUCCAUGUGCUUUAUGUCUGGAUCCAUUGAAAUGGAAAAUGCCUACCUUCCAGAAAAUGAAGUAGGCAUAUGGCAGUGGUUAUUUGGCAAAACUAUAACUAGCAUUGUACUUUGCAAUUCUGGACCAAGCGAUGGAUUUGUUGGAAUUGCUGCACCUUAUUUUGCAAGAAUUCUUCCAAUUGAUUUGGCAAUGUUCAAUGGGGAGAUUUUGUGUCAGCCAGAUGCUUUUCUUUGCUCUGUCAAUGAUGUGAAGGUUAGCAACAUAGUUGAUCAAAGGGGACGAAAUGCUGUUGCUAGUGCUGAGGGAUUCUUGAGGCAAAAGCUAUCUGGCCAAGGGCUUGCAUUCAUAUUAGCGGGUGGAUCUGUUGUACAGAAAAAUCUUGAGAUCGGUGAAGUUCUAGCUGUUGAUGUUUCGUCCAUUGUUGCUGUGACAAGUACAGUCAAUGUCCAAAUAAAAUAUAAUGGUCCCGCAAGAAGGACAAUGUUUGGGGGUGACAAUGCUGUGACAGCUCUUCUAACAGGACCAGGCAUUGUGUUCAUACAAAGUUUACCUUUUCAUCGACUCUCUCAACGAAUUGCUAGGGCGGUGACAUCACCCAACAUGAGGGAAAAUCCAAAGUUUUUCAUACAGAUUGCAGUUUUCUUUUUUCUGGCGUAUGUUGUCAUUGUAUCUUCAUUAAUAUUAACAGAUGUAUGAAAUUCAGUUUGGUUUUUCUUUUGUAGUUUUUUACUAUUCUCUUAUCUUAAUAUUAUAAUACAGGAAUGUGGGAGAGGGGGUUGGGGGCAGAUUUCUUGUUGGCAGAUCCUUUGUGCCAAUUAAAAAUUCAUCCUAGUAAUGUCAUUAUGUCUAUCACUAAAAUAGGAUUUAUUUUAUUCUUUUAGUAGACUAGUCAAUUUGAAAACUUUGUCGUUAUGA
Messenger RNA from Glycine soja, 1678 nucleotides. RefSeq lists its product as uncharacterized. The transcript is spliced from 12 exons. Lineage: Eukaryota; Viridiplantae; Streptophyta; Magnoliopsida; Fabales; Fabaceae. The coding region runs from base 614 to 1459 and encodes 281 amino acids. The record is from RefSeq and is a predicted model, not a curated record.